AAAAAAUACCGCACCGGCAUUUCACGAUUUCCCCGGUUUAGUGUGACCUUACAAAAGUACCAUCUCCCAUCCUCGAACCCCCCGAACUGCUGACAUUUGUUUAUAUUCCAACGCCAUGCAAUUCCAUUUCAAAGUCACGGAUGCUGAACGAGACAAGGGUGCGGCGGCCACCAGCACCAGUGGCGGCGUCAAUCCACAUACUGCCCUCCAGCCCCAGCAGCCGGCGGCGUUGGUGGAGCCCAAAGAUGCCCAGCACGAGAUCCGGCUGCAGAACAUAGUGGCUACCUUUUCGGUGAACUGCGAACUGGACCUCAAGGCCAUCAACUCCCGGACGAGGAACUCGGAGUACUCCCCAAAGCGCUUCCGAGGUGUGAUAAUGCGAAUGCACUCGCCACGCUGCACGGCUCUUAUCUUUCGGACGGGCAAAAUUAUCUGCACAGGUGCCCGCAACGAAAUCGAUGCGGAUAUUGGCUCACGGAAGUUCGCCCGCAUCCUCCAGAAGCUAGGGUUCCCCGUCAAAUUCAUGGAGUACAAGCUGCAGAACAUUGUGGCCACGGUGGACCUGCGCUUUCCUAUCCGCUUGGAGAACCUCAACCAGGUUCAUGGCCAGUUCAGUUCUUACGAGCCGGAGAUGUUCCCCGGUCUCAUUUACCGCAUGGUCAAGCCACGAAUCGUCCUGCUUAUCUUCGUAAACGGAAAGGUGGUCUUCACGGGCGCCAAGUCCCGCAAAGACAUCAUGGACUGCCUGGAGGCGAUCUCCCCCAUUCUGCUCAGCUUCCGAAAGACGUAGUAGAAUUACCAGCUAUUAGCUAUUAUUUAUUUAUUAGCAAUUUUUUUACGAACAA
Drosophila bipectinata is the source of this 845-nucleotide messenger RNA. RefSeq names its product TBP-related factor (gene Trf). Gene Ontology annotation, biological process: DNA-templated transcription initiation. Lineage: Eukaryota; Metazoa; Arthropoda; Insecta; Diptera; Drosophilidae. The record is from RefSeq and is a predicted model, not a curated record. Gene Ontology annotation, molecular function: DNA binding; RNA polymerase II general transcription initiation factor activity.